Molecule: messenger RNA, 2513 nt
Organism: Mytilinidion resinicola
Lineage: Eukaryota; Fungi; Ascomycota; Dothideomycetes; Mytilinidiales; Mytilinidiaceae
Product: alpha/beta-hydrolase
Exons: 4
Coding region: 147-2249 (700 amino acids)
Molecular function (GO): hydrolase activity
Source: RefSeq, a predicted model, not a curated record
UCACCGUGCAGUGAAUGCCUUUCCUUCAAUGUCUAAUACCCUGAUCGUCUGAGUGUCUCGUCUCUUGUGGAAGGUACAGCGGCCUCAGCUCCUUCAUCCCGCGAACCUCCCAUUCAACUUCGAAUAUCUACAUAUCAACCUCUAAGAUGCCUAUUAGCACCCUAUCUGUCGGUGCUGCCGUGACUCCUACAGUCAUCGAAACCUACAUAUCACACUACCUCAAUCGCAAACCACUCCGCCAAAAACCCACCGCGCACAUAUCCUAUCACGAAGGCCUCCAGCUUGUGCGCCAGUUCCUACAUUAUGCUUCGUUUCACACCGUCGAAGACAUCCAAGCCUUUACGGCCCAGUGGGUGCCAGUGCCCGCCUGGGUCAAGCAAGAAGUCAUCGAGAUACCACAAGCCAAGCUCGCCAAGUCAGCCGAGUAUCUCGAGGCGCAGCUAGGUCCAGAAGGAAUACAACAAGUCGGAGGGAAGAAAUGGUGGCAAUGGCGACGCGACAAUGGCGUAUUGAAGGCCGAGUGGAUUGAGAUGCGCAAAGACUACAAUGAGCGCAAGAAGGUUGGGGGCGGAGAAGGACAGCGGAUAAUGCUUUACGUGCACGGCGGCGCAUACUACUUCGGCAGCGUUGACGAGCAUCGGUAUCAAAUGCAGCGACAUGCGCGAAAGCUGAAAGCGAGAGUCCUAGCGCCGAGAUAUCGUCUUGCGCCUCAGUUCCCAUUCCCUUGCGGUCUCUAUGACUGCUUGGCGGCUUACCUCUACUUACUGGAGAAUCACGAUCCCACUACAAUCAUAUUGGCUGGUGACUCUGCUGGUGGUGGCAUGGUCCUGAGUAUGUUGGUCAUUUUGCGAGACCAGGGUGUCCCGUUACCGGCUGGGGCAAUCCUGAUAUCGCCUUGGGUUGACUUGACCCACUCCUUCCCUAGUCUAGGAGGUGAUGGUCGCUUGGAUUACAUUCCAGCGCAUGGGUUUGUCCACAAGCCAUGCAUGAGUUGGCCACCACCCAGCGUAGACGAUAUGCUCGAGCUCCACAAGGGCACUCGCAACGCAGACUCGAAAGACAAACUAACACCCUAUCUUCCCAAGGCGAGAACUAGCAGAGAAGAAAAGGAGGCAAAAAAAGAAGCACACAAAGAGCGAGUCCGCGGAUUCUCCGUCCGAGACGCCGAGCGGCCAGACCUCAAGCCUAUCAACGAAAGUACGGACGGCGUGAAGAGUUCGACCGAAACGACAAAUCCUGCGAUAUCCCAGCAUGCUCUUCUAUCCAUCAACAUUGAUGGAGAGAUGAUCGAGAUCAAAGACCAGAUCCAAAUAUAUGCUGCGAACCAUCUCAUCAACCACCCGUUGGUUUCUCCAGCGCUAACGCCAUCUCUCGGUGGCCUCCCACCUCUCUUGAUCCAAGUCGGGGGUGGCGAACUCCUACGAGAUGAACAAAUCUACAUUGCACACAAAGCGGCUUCGCCUCUCUCCUACGUUCCAAGUCCCUCCAUACAUCAGUCAGCAGAACUCAUUCAGUCCCAAGUCUCACGGCAUCGCCCCACAUAUGUCCAACUGCAGGUCUGGGAUGACCUUUGCCAUGUUGCCCCGACGCUUAGCUUCACUCGUCCCGCGAAGUACAUGUACCGCAGCAUUGCUCAAUUCGGCGCAUGGGCUCUUGCACACGCGCAGAAGACUGCUAUCGAUAUUCUCGACGACGAUGAUGUCUCGGUCAUUAGCUCUAGCUCAUCAACGAGCUCUGGCAGCAACUUGGCACCAGAGGACAUUAAACUUUCCAUGCCCCAUAGCGCCCAGAAGGUAGGCUUCGAUCGGAUUAGCCGCGAAGCUACUAGUGUUAAAGGACCCGAAGUGGGCAAGGCCGGGGAUCCGCUCCCACCUUUCGACAAGCACAUGAUUCGUCAACGGAUUGAUCGAAAUGGUGUAAUCCACUCUCUUGUGCCACCCUCGGAACUCGAGGCGUUGCAAUUGGAGUCCUCUGAGAUUGGAACGAUCAAGCCUGGCCCAGUACGAAAGUGGAUGGCGGCGCAAAGCAAGUGGAAUGAAAAUUUCGCUAAACAAAAGAGGGCUGUCCAAAAAAAGAGAAUAAAGCACAUGGAACGCGGAUAUGAGGGUUUCGAUGGCGAGGUCCCUCCUCCAACUGCAUUAGCAGGGAGAAGGGUCAAGGGUAUGGAGAUGCAGAAAGCGAACAAGAAGAGUUGGGGAAUGAGCAUGUGGAGUGUUUGGGGGAGCAAGCAUGACGAGAUGACCCCGUAAGUGGAUCAUCGCGACCGGAUGUUACCUUAUUAGGUUACAAUUAGGAGGUUGCUAUUCAGAUCAUCUUACACCAACCGAGAUCUCCGAUGAUGUAUCGAAGCAUCAUAGGUGGUGUACUACACACACGAAUACCCCAGCACUAGAUUUUGCGUGUGCUAUGCUAACACCUCACAGAUCGAACGCGAACAAAAAGCCGAAAAGGAAGCCGAUCAGCCCUCUACCACAGCCGCCGAUGCCGAAAACACAGCAGCGCCUAACGAAACC